GAAGAAGAUUGAAUUACUUUAAUCAUAUACUUAUUGAUUAGUUAUGAAGUUUAUUCGUUAAAAACAUCAUUUUAUUCUUAAAAUGGCAUGGAUUAAUGCUAUUAUUAAAGUUUUUGAUGAAAAGUACUUGAAUAUUUGGUAAAUUCAUGAAAAGUUAGGCAAAGACUAUAAGGUUGAAGAGUUGAGGAAAUAAAGAAAAAAAUGAGAAAAUAAAUGAAUCUCUAAAGUUAUAUGAGAAUUAAA
This is a messenger RNA of Paramecium sonneborni, 243 nucleotides long. The record is from the annotation of a GenBank genome assembly. Lineage: Eukaryota; Ciliophora; Oligohymenophorea; Peniculida; Parameciidae.